GGGCCUGUACUGCAGCACAUGGGGUCAACACAAAGGAGGGGACCUCGCAUAAUAAUUGAGUGCUGUUUAGAUAGCAGUUGCAGGCCCAACUGGUGCAGAGAUCCAGGACAUUAUCAGAUGUUAUUGUGGUGAUCCCAUAAAGGGGCAGAGCUGUAACCAGAGAAGGUUCUAGAAGGCUAUGGAGAAACUGCACAGAGGCAUGGCAUCAGGGAACUGUUCCACAAUGACUGAGUUCAUCCUUGCUGGCUUAACUGAGAAGCCAGAGCUCCAGCUGCCAUUCUUCCUCAUCUUUCUGGGAAUCUACAUGUUCACAGCAGUGGGGAACCUGGGCAUGAUCACCCUGGUUUGGAUCAGUUCUCACCUGCACACCCCCAUGUAUUAUCUCCUCAGCAGUUUGUCCUUCAUUGACUUCUGCCACUCUACUGUCAUCACACCCAAAAUGCUGGUUAACUUUGUGACAGAAAAGAAUGUCAUCUCCUAUCCGGAAUGCAUGACUCAACUCUACUUCUUCCUCACUUUUGCUAUCUCAGAAUGUCACAUGUUGGCUGCCAUGGCAUAUGAUCGCUAUGUUGCCAUCUGUAGCCCCCUGCUUUACAAUGUCAUCAUGUCUCAUCAGGCAUGCUUUUCCUUGAUUUUAGGGGUGUACAUAAUAGGCGUAUUUUGUGCAUCUGUUCAUACAGGCUGCAUGAUUAGAGUUUACUUCUGCAAGUUGAAUUUGAUCAACCACUAUUUCUGUGAUCUUAUUUCCAUCUUAAAGCUCUCUUGUUCUAGUACUUACAUCAAUGAAGUAUUGAUACUAGUCUUUAGUGCAAUUAAUAUCCUUGUCCCUAGCCUGACCAUUCUCGGCUCCUACAUCUUUAUCAUAGCCAGCAUCCUUCGCAUUCGCUCCACUGCAGGCAGGUCCAAAGCCUUCAACACCUGCAGCUCCCAGAUCUCAGCUGUUGCUGUUUUCUUCUCUUCUGCUGCAUUUAUGUAUCUUAAUCCAUCAUCAGUCAGUUCCAUGGACCAAGGAAAAGCCACUUCUGUGUUUUAUACUAUUGUUGUUCCCAUGCUGAAUCCCCUGAUCUAUAGCCUAAGGAAUAAAGAUGUCAAUGUUGCCCUGAAGAAAAUGUUAGAGCGAAGAGUACACUUAUGAAGAAAAGUGCUAUGGAGUAUAUAUAUCAUAUCUGUCAUGAAAUAUUAAUCUUUAACUAUUCUGCUCUAUAAAUUAAUAUGUGUCAUUGUAGUCCCUCAAAAAGUUUCUUCAUUUGUUGGGAUUCUGUUGACAUUUUUAAUGAUCAUAACCCCUUUCAUGAUCUUUCUCUCCAGGUAAUCUCAUAAGUGUAACUGAGGCAUAGACUAUAAAAAUAACAGAGGAUGGUAUGCAUAUUGUUACUCACUAAGUGCAUCUCCAUCACAUUGUCCAUUUGCUUACAUAUGCUUCUUAGCAUAAUAACAAUACCAUCUUCCAGCAGUGAUUGGUGCUCUACAUUUUAUUGCUUGAUGUUGUCUUCAAAUUAGUUGUUUAGAUUACCAGAAUGUGAAGAAUUGGU
Molecule: messenger RNA, 1532 nt
Organism: Octodon degus (degu)
Lineage: Eukaryota; Metazoa; Chordata; Mammalia; Rodentia; Octodontidae
Product: olfactory receptor 8G1-like
Exons: 2
Coding region: 179-1135 (318 amino acids)
Biological process (GO): sensory perception of smell; G protein-coupled receptor signaling pathway
Cellular component (GO): membrane
Molecular function (GO): G protein-coupled receptor activity; olfactory receptor activity; odorant binding
Source: RefSeq, a predicted model, not a curated record